CGGAGCGAGCAAACGGGGAAGUGACACGUUUUCUGUUUAUGUGAGGCAAAGAUGGCAGAGAGCAGCCCCAUAGUAGAUUCUGCAUGUGUAUCUGCCGUGAGCAUGGAGGCUAUCUCAGCUCUGACGGAGCUGGAUGAUCUGGAGCAGGUCUAUCAGCAGCUCUGCACCGAGGAGAAAAAGGUGGAGACUGAGCUGGAGAAAUUGGUUGUGCAGCAGGGGAACAUUGACACCAAGAUGCUCGCUCUUCAAAGGAUGGGGCCCAACCUGCAGCUGAUAGGAGGAGAUGCCAGUCAGCUGUCUGGCAUGAUUACAUUCACGUGCAGCCUGGCAGAGAAUGUCAGCAGCAAAGUCCGCCAGCUAGACCUGGCAAAGACCCGGCUUUAUAAGGUUAUCCAGCGGGCUGAUGACAUCCUGGACCUGAAGUUCUGCACAGACGGCGUUCAGACGGCGCUACACAAUGAGGACUACGAACAGGCUGCUGCCCACAUCCACCGCUACCUAUCUCUCGACCAAUCAGUCAUUGAGCUAAGCCGCCAAGGAGAAGAGAGCAGUGCUGUGGACGCUAGCCUGGCCAUGCUUCAAGAGGCAGAGCAGCGAUUGAAAGUCCUGGUUGCGGAGAGACUGGAUGAGGCUGUUACCAGGGGUGAUCUGGCGCAGGUGGAAAGAUUCUUUAAAAUCUUCCCUCUGCUUGGCCUCCACGAGCAAGGCCUGGCUCGCUUUGGCCAGUACCUCUGCAGCCAACUGGCCUCUAAAGCAGAUGAGAACCUGCUCUUGGCUGUGGGAGGAGAGCUGGGAGAGAGGAGAGCUGCUCUGGUCUUUGCUGACACCCUGACUCUGCUGCUGGAGGGCAUAGCUCGUGUUGUGGAGACCCACCAGCCCAUCGUAGAGACGUACUACGGUCCAGGCUACCUGUAUACUCUCAUCACUCACCUGCAGCAGGAGUGUGACCGACAGGCCCAGAAAGUAGUUGACAAGUUCAUCCAACAGAGAGACUACCACAACAAGUUUCAGAUCGUCCAGAGCAGCAUGAUGAAGAGUGUGCCCRCUGAGAGGAUUGAACCCAGGGAGCUGGAUCCUGUAUUACUGGAAGUCACUCUGAUGAAUGCCAGGUCGGAGCUUUACUUAAGAUUCCUGCGCCGUCGCAUGAUGGCCGACUUUGAGGUUGGGGAUGCUAUGGCAACACCUGGCAUCGUCCAAGAGCACAAGCAUAAUGUGGAGAAACUGCUGAAACACUGCAUGCUGGGCCAGCUCAUGCAGGAGCUGAUUGGCUACUACAUUCCAAUGGAGGAGUACUACAUGAGGGAGACMGUCAGCAAGGCUGUAGCUAUGGAUACAUAUGAGAAGGGUCAGCUGACGUCCAGCAUGGUGGAUGACUGUUUCUACAUUGUGAAGAAGUGCAUCAGCAGAGCYCUGUCCAGCUCCAGCAUUGACUGUCUGUGUGCCAUGAUCAACCACUCAACCUCAGUUCUAGAGUCUGACUUCAGGGAGGUGUUGUAUAAUAAGCUGGGGCAGGGCUUCCCUGCGACCACGCUGCAGGACAUCCAGCGUGGGGUGAGCAGUGCAGUGAGUCUGAUGCAGAGCAGCCUGCAGCAGGGCAAGUUCAACAACCUGGGCAUUGACAGCGCAGAGGUCGCCAAGGCUGCCUUCCUGGUGACUCUGAAUAACGUGGAGGUGUGUAGUGAGAACAUCACCACUCUGAAGAGGAACCUGGAGAGUGAUUGCUCCAAGUUGUUCACUCAGGGGGCGGGAUCAGGAGAGCAAGCUAAGAUUGACAGCUGUCUGUCAGACCUCGUCAACACGUCCAGCAAGUUCAAGGAUCUCUUGCAGGAGGGCCUGACRGAGCUGAACACCACAGCCAUCAAGCCUCAGGUCAAACCGUGGAUCAGCAGCUUCCUGUCCAUCUCACACAACAUAGAGGAGGUACGAACACACACACUAGGCCACACCCUUCCCCCCCAGUGUGUGACUAAUGUUUUUUUUGUGCAGGAGGAGUUUAAUGAGUACGAGGCCAACGACCCCUGGGUCCAGCAGCUCAUCGUCAACCUCGAGCAGCUCAUGGCAGAGUUCAAGGCGGGGCUCUCUUCAGUUAUCUACGACACACUGACUAGCCUCAUGACCAGUUUGGUCUCCAUGGAGAUGGAGAAGACCGUCCUGAAGUGCACCUUCAGCAGGCUGGGAGGGCUUCAGUUUGAUAAGGAGCUGCGUUCUCUGGUGGCCUACCUCACUACUGUCACCACCUGGACUAUUAGGGACAAGUUUGCUCGGCUCACUCAGAUGGCCACCAUCCUCAACCUGGAGCGGGUAACAGAGAUCCUGGAUUACUGGGGCCCGAACUCUGGUCCUCUAACUUGGCGUCUCACUCCAGCGGAGGUCCGGCAGGUUCUGGCACUUCGCAUCGAUUUCCGCAGUGAGGACAUCAAGAGGCUCCGCCUCUAACCCUGCUACCCAGAGAAUGUGCUGGUGCACAUGUUACAUGGGACUAGACUCAUGCUGAUUGGUCUUUGAGGAAAAAGAGGAGUGUGCAGGUGGAUCCCCUGAGAGGAAGUCCCUGCUGCUCCUAACCUCUGCUGGCCUCAUAGGAGGUGGAGGAAGAGGUUGCCCCUAACUACAAAUUCAGUGAUAGAUAUUUGUUUAACCCCCAAAUGGUUACAGUUAGGUUUGAGGUAGGGUGAUCUGAUCCUAGAUCUGUAGUUAAUGCUACUUCUACCUCAUACAGCCAAUCAGAGCCAGAAGUAACAGCAGUAAUGGAACUAUGGGAUUGUGGAACAGUGGGAUUAUGGAUUUGAGCCUUUUGGCUUGGAUUAAUGAAUAUUAUGUAACAUAUUAAAUGUAAAAUAUUAAAGUGUUCUCUCGAAGA
Messenger RNA from Salvelinus sp. IW2-2015, 2857 nucleotides. It is a transcript of the gene cog4, whose product is annotated as component of oligomeric golgi complex 4. Gene Ontology annotation, cellular component: COG complex. Gene Ontology annotation, biological process: Golgi organization; retrograde vesicle-mediated transport, Golgi to endoplasmic reticulum. The record is from RefSeq and is a predicted model, not a curated record. NCBI's taxonomy places the organism in Eukaryota, Metazoa, Chordata, Actinopteri, Salmoniformes, Salmonidae.